Solanum stenotomum is the source of this 1075-nucleotide messenger RNA. RefSeq lists its product as uncharacterized. Gene Ontology annotation, cellular component: nucleus. The record is from RefSeq and is a predicted model, not a curated record. Gene Ontology annotation, molecular function: protein N-terminal-serine acetyltransferase activity; histone H4 acetyltransferase activity; histone H2A acetyltransferase activity. Lineage: Eukaryota; Viridiplantae; Streptophyta; Magnoliopsida; Solanales; Solanaceae.
GGAAAGGUCGGAGGAUGUUAUUGUAGACAGCAAUGGAAGUUGAGAAGAGCGCAGAGUCGAACAAGAAAUCCAAGAAUAACAGAGACAAGAAGAUGACAAGGAAAGAGAUAUUGGAAAAGAAGAAGAAGGUGCAAGACAUAAUCAAAGCUGCAGUUUCUCAGAAAGACCCUUUUUCUUCCUUCCCAAUUUUUCGCCAUUACAAGAAAAAGGAUUUGUCUGUGUACUUGGACUCGGGAUGCGGAGAUAGCCUUUCUUCUCCAGUGAAGCAGUAUAUUCAAAAUCUCCUCAAGGUGAAUAUGGAGGCAUCAUAUGGAACAGAGUGGCCUGUAGAAGAGAAGGUGAAGCGCAGGGAGAUGGUUUCUUCUGAAGCUCGUUAUAUAUUUGUGUAUGAGAUCUCAAAUGUGGAUGCCAACAUUACACUCAAAUUAUCAAAGAAAGGAAGGUGUAAUGCAGACGGUAUGGAUGAUAAAGGUCAUCUUGUGGCUUUUGUACAUUACCGCUUCACCAUCGAGGAAGAAAUUCCUGUUCUUUAUGUGUAUGAAUUACAGCUUGAACAUCGUGUUCAGGGGAAGGGGCUGGGGAAAUUCUUAAUGGUGCUAAUUGAGCUGAUUGCUCAGAAGGGCAAAAUGAGUGCCGUGGUGCUAACAGUACAGAAGGCAAACAUGAUAGCAAUGAACUUCUAUAGGAAUAAACUAAGGUACCUGAUAUCCACUAUGUCACCCUCACAGAUGGGGUUACAGACAACUUAUGAGCUUCUUUGCAAGUCAUUUGAUUAUGAAGCUAAAGCUGGAUUACAGGUGGCGGUGAAGAUAAAUGAUUGCAAGGUGAUUCGGAGUCCAUUUGUGAAGCAUCUUACAAAGUUUUUGCCUAUGUCAGCUUGACGACGUUGAAACCUGUGAGGAGGUAGCACAAUGUGAAUUAUUAUCUAAUAGAAAUUGCAGAGUAGUAUCAUGUUCUGGUUUUGUUAUUGAUCUUAGUUUAUUUAUUGAUUAUUAGGUCUUAAGCAUUUUUGUCAGACAACUACCCAAUGUAUUUGCCAGACAAGUUGUAUUAUCACUACCUUUAUGUUCUUUAU